UUUUUUUUUUUUUUUUAUUUAUUUAUUAUUAUUAUUAUUCUAAAAACGAAUUACACUGUAAUUUCUAGGAGCAAUAUUACAUGUGUUUUUUUUUUUUUUCAGACUAAAAAGAAAAGCAUUUUUAGGAUUGAUGGAGAUAUAGAGAAGUUAAUUUCUUAAAGGGGCGAAAAUAAAAAAUAAGAAUAAGGUCAAAUCAGCAGGCAAUCAGACAUCCUUUCCUUGCCAUUCAUCCGUAUAUCCGUAAAAUACGCACGUCACACCUCCUGCUUCACCCCUUCUUCUUCUUUUCUUCUUCUUCUUCCUUCUUUCACUACAAAUGGCUUUGAACCCAAAUUCAGGUUUCAUAAUCGACGAUGAUCUUCUCAACUUCUCUUUCGACGAUGAUAGCAGACCUCCGUCUUCUUCCAUGGAUUUUUCAUAUGCUAACAGUCAAAACUCCGACGAUUACAGCCGUUCGUUACCAGUAUUUGCAGAGGAAGAACUGGAAUGGCUAUCAAACAAAGAUGCAUUUCCUGCCGUAGAUACAUGCUUUGACACCAUCUCCGUUGAUCAUCAAAUCCCUGUAUCGGUUCUUGAAAACAGUAGUAGUAGCGGUAGCCAUAGCGUCAGUCUUCAUGUUCCGGUUCGUAAGCGCUCCAAUCGUCGGCGCCGAGGUCGGGAAUGCUGGUGGUGGAAUCAAGUAAUACAGCCGCCAUUCUCGAUGACCAAACUACCGGCGACCGACGGUGGUUCUGGUGGACUUGGUAGGAGGUGCCAACAUUGCUUUGCUGAUAAAACCCCACAAUGGCGGGCGGGUCCGAUGGGGCCAAAGACUCUGUGCAAUGCAUGUGGUGUCCGGUAUAAGUCAGGGCGGCUGGUGGCGGAGUACCGGCCGGCCAGCAGUCCAACUUUCUCAACUGGGCUGCAUUCCAAUUCUCACAGGAAGAUUAUGGAGAUGAGAAAGAAGAUGCAGGCUGGGUAGUUGAUAAGCUUUUUGGUGUUUGUUAGAAAUAGUUAGAUCAGGGUCACGAUGUUACUGAAUUUGUGUGUUCUUUUAGAAAUUCUAAUGAUUUUUCAAAUUACUUGAAUCAUUGAAUCAGAAAAUUGGUUGUAUGCAAUCAAAACGGAAAAUGAGUUUGGUAACCAAUUUUAUAUUUUUCUAAUCAAAUUUGUUACCUAUUUUAGACAAAUUAUUAGUAAAUUUUUAAAUUUGGUUUCAAUUUAUU
This is a messenger RNA of Lactuca saligna, 1205 nucleotides long. NCBI's taxonomy places the organism in Eukaryota, Viridiplantae, Streptophyta, Magnoliopsida, Asterales, Asteraceae. The record is from the annotation of a GenBank genome assembly.